AGUGUAAAGCGUAAUGAUUAACUGUGGAGAUAAAGUACAGCAGAAGCCUACAGAAGGGAAAAUGCAGUAAAGCAAAGAAGAGCACAGACUGAAAAUUAGAAAUAAAAGAGGAAAACAACAGGAAGAACCUGACUUUACUUACCUGACACCUUAUCUGGACCACAUUUCCAUAUGGAAGAGACUUUUGAACAACCAAGAAAGAUAGAGCUCAAUGAUGGCAACUAUAUGCCGCUGCUGGGCCUGGGAACAUGGAGGCUAAAGAGCACAAACCCAGAUCUGUGUCAGGGCGCAGUUGAGACAGCUAUAGCUGCUGGUUACCGUCACGUGGACACAGCUUACAGUUAUCAGAAUGAGGUGGAGGUGGGUAAGGCGCUCCGCUCCAAGAUGCAGCAGGGCAUCAUUCGGCGCCAGGACAUGUUCGUUGUGACUAAGUUGUGGUGCACUUAUCAUGACCCCAGUCACAUUCCUGACUGUCUAAAUAAAUCUCUCAGUGACCUGCAGCUGGAUUAUGUGGACCUGUACCUGGUGCACUUCCCUGUUGGACUAAAGAAAGUUGGUGAUGCGCUUUUUCCAAUGCAGGAUGGAAAGAUGCUUACAUCAGACAUUGAUUAUGUGGACGUAUGGAGGGGAAUGGAAGCUCUGAAAACCUCUGGAAAAGUAAAGAGUAUUGGCGUGUCCAACUUCUCAGUCCAACAACUGGAAAGGCUGCUGUCUGAUGCUACAAUCACUCCAGCUGUCAAUCAGGUCGAGCUUCAUCCUUACAUGGUGCAGUCAGGUCUGAUUGAAUACUGUAAGUCAAAGAACAUCGCUCUCACAGCCUACAGUCCCUUAGGCUCACCAGGAAGACCCAAAGAGUUUCAUAGAGGCGAGAGAGAUCCUGAUAAACUGCUGGAGGAUCCUGUGGUUGGACAAAUCGCUGCAAAACACAGACGAACACCUGCACAGGUUUUGCUGAGAUAUCACACAGAACAAAACAUUGCAGUGAUUCCAAAGAGCGUGAAGCCAAACCACAUUCUGGAAAAUACAAAGAUUUUUGACUUUUCCCUGGAUGAGGAGGACAUGAGGGCACUCAGGGCUCUAAAUCGAAACUGGCGGGCCUGCAUCAUAGAACAGUUGCAGUCUCAUCCUUUCUACCCCUUUGAGUAAAAUGUCGUCAUCGUCUGCUGAAGCUCAGACAGAAAAGAACCUUUUUGUCAAAACCUGUUUACAAAAAAAGCAGACCUUGUUUAAGAAAUAAACUGAAAUGUGUUAAUAACAUUGUAAUAUCAACCUAAGAGAGUCUGAAUAAAAGUUUUUUUUAUGUC
This is a messenger RNA of Trichomycterus rosablanca, 1304 nucleotides long. RefSeq lists its product as uncharacterized. Gene Ontology annotation, molecular function: aldose reductase (NADPH) activity. NCBI's taxonomy places the organism in Eukaryota, Metazoa, Chordata, Actinopteri, Siluriformes, Trichomycteridae. The transcript has 10 exons. Gene Ontology annotation, cellular component: cytosol. Bases 172 to 1146 code for a protein of 324 amino acids. The record is from RefSeq and is a predicted model, not a curated record.